Molecule: messenger RNA, 630 nt
Organism: Homarus americanus (American lobster)
Lineage: Eukaryota; Metazoa; Arthropoda; Malacostraca; Decapoda; Nephropidae
Product: cell division protein ZipA-like
Exons: 3
Coding region: 1-630 (209 amino acids)
Source: RefSeq, a predicted model, not a curated record
AUGUCGUGUUAUAUGAAAAUAUGUCGAAUAACCAAGAGGAAGGACGAUUUUGACGAAUUAAAUAGCGGGAUUGGUGUCAUGGCGUUUCGAGAACUUUCGAUCACAGAAAAUGGUAUGAUCUCACCUGGGCAGCGAGAACAACGUGAUAAAGACCCCACCAAGAUCCCUCCAGACCCCUCUAGUCCUCCUUCAGACCCCCCAGACCCUGCCAAGUUCCCUCCAGACCACUCGAGACCCCGUCAAGUUCCCUUCAAAUCCAUCCAGUCCCCUUCAGAUUCCUUCAGUCCCCUUCCGAUCCCACCAGACCCUGUCAAGUUCCCUUCAGACCCACCAGACCCUGCCAAGUUCCCUCCAGUCCCCUUCAGAUCCAUCCAGUCCCCUUCAGACCCCUCCAGAGGUGAAGCCUUUGAAACAGGAGAUGUAGCCUUUGAAACAGGAGAUGUAGCCUUUGAAACAGGAGAUGUAGCCUUUGAAACAGGAGAUGUAGCCUUUGAAACAGGAGAUGUAGCCUUUGAAACAGGAGAUGUAGCCUUUGAAACAGGAGAUGUAGCCUUUGAAACAGGAGAUGUAGCCUUUGAAACAGGAGAUGUAGCCUUUGAAACAGGAGAUGUAGCCUUUGAAACAAGUUAG